GGCAGAAUACUUUCAGUUUAUCUUCAAUAAAAUCAACAAGUAGACUGACAACUGAACUUCAAAAGAACUGCAGUUAUUUUUAAGUUGUUUCUAAGUAUAAAGCACAACAAACAAAAUAACAUAUUUCUUUGGCUGGAAAGAGGAGGACAACAACCACAAUUGGAAAGUAUCUGUGAGCUACAACCAACAAGCACAAGUGUUCAGUUUGUGGAUCUACUUCGAUUGUUCACUAUUACGUAUUAACUAAAAACAAAAUCUACAUGCAACCAGAUUUCUUAUUGACAAUAUCAUUUUAAAACCGUAUUUCCAUAGAUACUUUGCAACCACUCCGAUAACUACUAACCAUUUCGACUUUAAUGCCAAACCUUUUCGCCAGGGGCGGAUUUAGGGAGGGGGCUCAUGGAUUAAAUCCCCUCGCCAACCAAAGAUUCCCCCUUUGAUCAGCCCCUGCUUUCCACCACACCCCGCAUGAAAUGAAUCAAGCUCCUGAGACGAUCUCUCAAAUAAGAAAUGAGGCAAUUCCCAUGAAUGGCAGAGAAGGGAUUAGUUCCAGUGACUCACUUGGUGAGAUCUAUGGCCGAAGCUACACAAUUCCUCUGGCGUCCGGCCCUGGUGACUAUUCACGGCGAAACAGUGCCGAUGAAACAUGGACGAAACCACGAAUAUCUUCACCUAGUUCCGCCGGCUACUCUACCACAACAAUGAGCAGCACCUCUAGUGUGUGCAGUAGCACUGAUAAAGAGGUGUACAGUAGUGUCAAGAGAGUUCUUUCAAGGAGGGAGACUUCUUUCUUCAGGUCGGACGCAACACCAGUGAUAAUGAGAGACAAGGACCAAGUGCAUGUGGAAUUGAGAGGAGUGAGUCUAUCCACUUCUUCCGAUUGUGCACACCAUAGCAGAGAGAGGAAGAGUGCAAUGGAAGCAGACAAAAAAGAAACUGAUAGCCAUGAAAGCAUCAGCGACCAUUACUACAGCAUUUCAGGAAUAGUAGGGACCAAUUCGAGUGAGCAGAAUGAGUUAAGGAGUGGCGAUCGGGUGUUUGGUAUCUGUGCGGAGAGCGAGUUGUUCUCAGACUACGCAGUCACUCGCUCAUGCAAUUUAUGUCUCUUACCCUCCAAUAUGUCCUUCUCAGAGGGGGCCAUAGUUGGCGUGGACUAUUUGGUAGCCUGGUGGGCACUGCAUGAAAAACUACAGGUUCCAGAGGGUGGAAGGUUGAUGGUGAAGAAUGCACAUAAGAAUAUUGGACUGGCAGUGAGUCAACUAGCCACACUUCACCACAUACACGUAAUGGCCACAAUAGACAACAGCAGUCAAUCAUGUCUUGACUUCAUUCAACACACAGUCGGCAUCAAAGAUACCAAGUCCGCUACACCGAUGCACAAUCACAUACACGGCCUAACUGCCUUGAACAGCCCAAAGCAUAAGCAUGAAUUAAUGACAGAGCAACAUGAACGCCAUGAUAACAGAGGUCCAAAAAAAGAUCAUACAGCAGCAAAUACCAGAACACUUGGACAUAAUACUACAAGCACUACGCAUGUGUUUCAACUCCAAACUCCUCUUAGCAUGGAAAGCAGGAGUAGCAGAGGUAGUAUUAAUAGUAGUUGGAGUAACAGUAAAGAUAAUGGUGUUAGUGCGGCCAACUACUCAUCUAAUCCCACUCUCCAUCAUGUCCAUCAGCCACCACAUGGAAUUAGCAGCAGAAGCGAUGGUAAGAGUAAUGGAAGUUGUGGCGGAAUAAGCGAUAAGCAUGGAAUAAGCAACCUAAACAGCAACAAAAAUAGAAACACUCGUUCAGACAGAGACGAAUGUGACCUCCUACUCACAAAUAAGGAAAAUGGAACUGCAAAUAGAAGUAGGCAGAUAAUCAAUCAGGAAAAAAAGGAAAAAGGUCAACACAACACUCACUACAGCGCCUCUACAUGUAUUUCCACGGAGACUAAGUUCAACUCAAAUCAUCCCACACGCCCCUUCAGUAACAGUAAUGACGUCACAGCUACUACCACCGCUGCACCAUCAAUUUUAAAAGUAAAAACCCGAGGUCGCAUAUGUCCCAAUCUCACCCUGGAGGGAUACAACAACCAUAAAGAGGGUAACCCUAUUGUAUCUCAAUCACCAUCACACUAUUCUACUAGGAGUAUUAGCAGUAGUUCUAAUAAUGGUAAAUGGAGAAAUAUUCAAUACCAGAUCGAUAACUCUAUCUACAGUGAUCAAACAAACGGCAGUCAUAAAUCCAAUCACAGAUCCACCUCCUCGUCCUCCCCCCGAGCGACGGCGGAUCUGUCUCUGUCAUGCAUGGGAAAGGGAGGCCGCAUUCUCCUGACCAGAACAUCGAACUGUGCCUUCCUAAUCAACAGUCUUUUAUUGUGUGCGAAAGACCUGCAAGCAAUGGGGGUGUCCAUAGCUAACAUACCACCACCUAGACGUCGGAAUAUUCUCAACACAAUUGCUAGCUAUUUCUCACAAGGGUUACUGCAAGCACACGUGACCAAGACCUAUCCAAUCGAACUGCUCAGUAGAGAUGACGGCUUGCAAAACUCAAAGUUGAAGAAAGCGUCAUUUGGUAAUGCCGUUAUUUUGUACAACUCAGCAUCCGAACUCCUAUAGCUGUCUAAUUGCAUUUUACGAAAAUUUAAUUCACUAGCAAAAAUUUGACCACAAGUAUCAUAAUUCAAACUUGAUGUCUUUCAAAAACUGUUAUAUCGCUUUCAAUAACAAUAUUAAACUGGUAAUUAUACCAAAGAGUUUAGGAAGCUUACAUCUUGUCAACAAUUGUGUUGAGCUAUAUAUAGUGAGUAGAUAUUUGCAUCACUUGCCGUGGUCGAUGAGAUGCGUUUCUUUAGAAAACAAAUUCAAACACAUAGGCGAGCCUCACUUUUGAUACAACGCAAUCACAGCAUUGUAAACAAUGAGACGAAAUAACAAAAUCGAAAAAUAUAUAUAUUUCGGUGAAUGGAAAAAAAAUCAGAAAAAUAGUCAAGAAACACUACAAACAGCAUUA
Messenger RNA from Symsagittifera roscoffensis, 2997 nucleotides. RefSeq lists its product as uncharacterized. The coding region runs from base 474 to 2603 and encodes 709 amino acids. The record is from RefSeq and is a predicted model, not a curated record. The transcript has 5 exons. Lineage: Eukaryota; Metazoa; Xenacoelomorpha; Acoela; Convolutidae.